AUGAAACCAUCUCGAUUAGCACGUCGGUUUAAUAAGAAAGGUCGUCAAGAGAAUAAAGUUGUUAUUGAACAAAAUCCAUUAACAAAUAUUCUUGUCGAAGGUGAGGCGACAACAGCGGAUAAUAAUUCCAUUUUACCCUCGAAGAAACGAACCACUCGAACUGUCAAUCAACCAACAGCACCGGCUAAACGAAAACUAUCGAAAAAAGAACGCAAACGUCUAGAAAAGGUGCUCGAUCUCAAAAAGAAAAAAGCAAAACGUGUGGAAUUAUUAGACAAACUCAGUCAAGUACAAAUUAAUAAUGAAGAAUUAGCACUUCUGCAUUCGGUGAAAAACAUUGGCAGCAAAACAAAACGUCAGCCGAUAGAGAACUCUACACUAACAAAUGCGUCCUCUGCGACUACUAUCAAUCUUAAUCAUCUCUCACGAAAACGUCCUGCUCAAACGACAACUGAGUCAGUUCACGAUGAUACUGACCUUAGUUCAACUGAUGAUGAAGAUGUAGAUCAAACAAUUAAUGACGAAGAUAUUCGCAAAGCAUUGCUUCCUUCUCAACCAGCAUCUGCACUUGCACCACCGAUCGUCCCAACUGCUGCUAAACGACGUCAACGUCAAAGUAGUACUAGUAGCAUCGAAGAGCCGAAGGUGGAAAUACCGGCUCGACCUCAUGCGAAUGUUCAAGUUGAACGUAGUGAAGAAAUCCAAGCCAUUCGUUCGCAGUUGCCCAUUAUCACUGAGGAGCAAGUCAUUAUGGAAGCAAUUCAUGAUAAUCUUGUUGUGUUAGUCUGUGGAGAAACUGGUAGUGGUAAAACAACUCAGUUACCGCAAUUUCUCUACGAAGCUGGUUAUACACUGGGUGGUAAAAUGAUUGGUAUUACCGAGCCACGACGUGUUGCUGCUAUUUCAAUGGCUUCACGUGUCGCACACGAAUUAAAUCUGACAAAUGACCAAGUCUCGUACCAGAUUCGUUACGAGGGAACAUUUAAGAAAGAAAGCACAUGUAUCAAAUUUAUGACUGAUGGUGUUCUAUUAAAAGAAGUGCAAAAUGAUUUCUUACUAACAAAUUACAGUUGUAUUCUGAUUGAUGAAGCACAUGAACGUAGUGUUGCAACCGAUGUUCUGAUCGGUUUAUUAUCACGUAUCGUACCGAUACGUUGUCAACGAAAUGAUCCGCUUCGUCUAGUGAUCAUGUCUGCCACGAUGCGAAUCGAAGAGUUUGUUAAUAAUCGACAUCUAUUCAAGCUCAAGCCAAAAAUUAUUAAUAUCGAUGCUCGACAAUAUCCUGUAACAGUACAUUUCAAUAAGAAAACGCCGAAAAAUUACAUUGAGGAAGCAUAUAAGAAAGUGUGUAAAAUUCAUCGUCAAUUACCAAAGGGUGGUAUUCUUGUUUUCGUCACUGGUCAACAAGAAGUUCAGGCUUUAUGUCAUCGAUUACGAAAGACGUUUUCAAUGCAAACAACAACAACAAUAGAAAAUGAUGAAGCUGAACCGAAAUUCAAAUCAAAACGAUCUAAAAAGAAGAAGCAAAUAUCCAUGGAAAGUAAAUCCGGACUGGGAAUUAUCGACGAAGAAGAGCUAGAACACAUACAAUCUGAUGUUGAUGAAGAUGAAGGAGGAAAAGAAGGUUCGAUUGCCAGUGAUAUUGAUGACGAUGAUGACGAUACUGGGGUAGAGGGAAUCACAUCUGAACCUCUGUAUGUUCUUCCACUUUAUGCAAUACUUUCAUCGGAAAAGCAAGCUCGGGUAUUCGAGUCACCACCGGCUGGUACACGUUUAUGUGUCGUAGCAACAAAUGUUGCUGAGACUUCGAUCACCAUUUCGGAUGUGAAAUACAUUGUCGAUUGUGGCAAAGUUAAAACAAAAUAUUACGAUAAAUUAACUGGCGUGUCUACAUUUCGAAUCGAAUGGACUUCGAAAGCAUCAGCAAAUCAACGAAUGGGUCGUGCUGGUCGAACAGCACCUGGACAUUGUUAUCGUCUCUAUUCAUCCGCUGUGUAUAAUGAUUCAUUUAUUGAAUAUUCACCACCGGAGAUUGUCCGGAAACCUGUCGAGGACCUUGUUCUACAAUUAAAAACACUUAAUAUUGAUCGUUUAGCAAAUUUUCCAUUUCCAACUCCGCCAGAUCUCAAAGCGAUCAGUGUUGCUGAACAAAUUCUCAUACAACUGAGUGCUCUCGACGAAAAGUCACCGACAAAAAAGAUCACUGAAUUAGGUCGACGUAUGGCAGCGUUUCCAAUCAAUCCAAGGUACUCGAAAAUGCUAGUAAUUGCUCAAGAAAAUCCCGCUUUACUGCCAUAUAUCAUCGCAUUAGUUGCUGCACUAAGUGUCAAUGAAGUCUUGACAAGUGGACAUGUGAAAGUUAAGAAGGACAAUCAGGAAAUUACUGUUAGUUUAGACGAUCUCAGACAACAAUGGAUAGGACAAGGUGAAGCACUUUCAUUCGGUGAUAUGAUGGUUUUGUUGAAAGCAGUUGGUGCAAUCGAUCAUGGCAGUGCAAAAACUGAACUGUCCGUUUGUACUCAUUAUGGUCUACGGCCAAAAGCGAUGACAGAAAUCCGGAAAAUUCGUCGGCAAUUAAUACAAAUUGUAAAAACAAUCCUACCUGAUAUAGCAUCAAUACUUGAUGCUCAUCUCGUACCACCGAAUGAACAACAAAUAUGUUUAUUACGCAAAGUACUUGCCGCUGGUAUGGUGGAUCGUUUGGCCAAACGAAUGGAAGGACCUGUGAUGAUCAAAGGUCAUAGGGCAAACAAUGCUUAUCAAACUCUUCUACUUGAAGAACCAGUAUUCAUUCAUCCAUCAUCGGUUCUUAUUAAUGAAUUACCACCAUUUGUUUGUUACCAGCAAUUGCAUGAGACUAAUCGAAUAUUUAUCAAAGACAUUUGUGCGAUUCAGAUGGAUUGGAUUGUUCAAUUGAAUCCACAUUUAUGCUCUUUUGGUCCCAUUGAAGAAAAUCCGCCACCACGUUAUGAUGAAAAUCAAGAUAAGAUGCUUUGUUAUCGUAAAGCAUCAAUUGGUCAACGUGUUUCAUGGUCAUUGGGACCAGCAAUUGAAACAUCGUUCUCACCCGAUACAAUUGAUCGUUUUCGUUGGUUUGGCAAAUACUUUCUCGACGGCAUAGUCUGUCCGAAAUUAUUACAAUUUCAUCCAGCUUUGCUAUGUUCGUCAAAUGCCAUGGUGAAGUCUUGGGCAUCGUUAAUGGAACGCACACAAAAAUUUCUCAACGCAUUAGCCGCGAAACAGAUCGAUAGUCGAGCUCAAUUGAAAGAAGUUUGGUCAACUGAACCGAAGUAUUUACUUGAUGUGUAUUGCACUUGGCUACCGGAAUCAUUACAUGCUCAAGUCAGAUCGCUUUGGCCACCUCUACCGAAAUAA
Adineta ricciae is the source of this 3375-nucleotide messenger RNA. Lineage: Eukaryota; Metazoa; Rotifera; Eurotatoria; Adinetida; Adinetidae. The record is from the annotation of a GenBank genome assembly.